Molecule: messenger RNA, 5427 nt
Organism: Taeniopygia guttata (zebra finch)
Lineage: Eukaryota; Metazoa; Chordata; Aves; Passeriformes; Estrildidae
Source: RefSeq, a predicted model, not a curated record
GGGCUGCCCUGCCCUGCCCUGCCCUGCCCUGCCCUGCCAGAGCCGCUAGUGCGGGAGCCUCUCCUUCGCUCCCAGCGCUGCCAGCCACGGCGAGCUUAAAGCAGUAAGUCCGCUGUUAUUACAGAUGGAAAUUAGAUGCAAAUGCGUAAUUUCCAACUUCAAGCCUUUAGGAAACCACCCAUGUCGGACCAGCUGCUGUUCUACACACGCCAGUUGUUUCUCUCCGUAGUUAAUUUUACCACAAACAUUUAGGCGCGUGCCAUCCCGGUACAACGUGUGCCUGACUCAGGAUUCAGGCCAAAUCUCGAUGGAGUGCUGGCAGACGCUGGUUUUUCUGGGAAUGCAGCACAGAUGAUCACAGAACUCACCUUCUGCACGGCCCCGGCAGCAGCUGCCCUGUCGCCGGCGUUCUGACCUGGGGACAUGGAGCCCGGAAUGUUGCUCAUUCCAUUUAAAGACCCCGCUCUCUGCUGAGCUGCUGGAGGAGUUGUCAGUUAUUUACAUCCCCAGCUGACAGGUUUUUGCGCAGGUAACUUUGACAGGCAUUGACUCUUGUCUUGUUUUGUUCCCUGUCCUACCUCCACCUCAACACUCGCAGAGCUGUGCCUGCACUUUGCUGUUCACCACUGCCCUGCUCUACACAGCCAUGCUGGCAGCCUCCACAUCAAGUUAAUGUUCCCGUGCCUUAAAAAAGGUCAAGGAGAAACCCCAGAGUGAUAAAAGGCAAAAAGCUGAUACAUGCAGUUUGGAAGUCUAAUCAAAAUAAAUUGUAAACCUACAUAGUAAUUAUGUCAAUCUUUAAAGGAGCAAGUAUGUUACAUUUUGGCUUUUUAAAAUUUUAGAAUGGAAGUUAGUUAAAGCUCAAAACAGACUUUUCUUCUUUCUUUUAAGUUUAAUUCAGUUUUUUAGCAAAAUGAAGAAGUGGAUGGACAUGUCAAACCUGCCCCAGGAAUUCCGAGAGCGAGUUGAGAGGCUGGAGAGAAAUUUUGAAGUGUCAACUGUGAUUUUCAAAAAGUUUGAACCAAUAUUUUUUGAUAUAUUUCAAAACCCUUAUGAAGAAAGUUCCAAACCGCAUCGAAGCAGGAAGCAGAGACGGGUGCCGUGCAGCGUCAAAGAUCUCUUCAACUUCUGCUGGACUCUCUUUGUGUACACUAAGGAUCUUAAAAGGAGAUUGUCUCUUGGAUCUUUGCAACUUUACAGAAAAUAGCAAAACACUGAAUAAAGAGUAUGAAGAGUAUGUUCUGACUGUGGGUGACUUUGAUGAGAGAGUUUUCCUGGGAGCUGAUGCUGAAGAAGAAAUUGGCACUCGAAAAUUCCCUGCAGAUGUGCCAGGAGAGAAAACAGCAGCAAGAACUCACAUGGAGUGUCAUCUGCAGCAGCAUUUUGAAAAGAAAAGGUCAUUUGCACCUUCAACUCCACUGACUGGGAGAAGAUACCUGCGAGAAAAGGAAACUGCUGUCACUCCUGUGGCUUCAGCCACGCAGAGCGUGAGCCGUUUGCAGAGCAUGGUGGCUGGGUUGAAAAAUGCACCAAGUGAACAACUUACAGCUAUUUUUGAGUCUUGUGCCCGCAGCCCCUUGGAAAGCAUCAUGAGCAGAGUAAAGGAAAUUGGUGAGACCUUCUGUUGCAGCUACACUCAGUCAACAGAUGAGCAGCCAGGAUCUCACAUAGAUUUUGCUGUAAACAGAUUAAAACUGGCAGAGAUCUUGUACUAUAAAAUCUUGGAGACUAUAAUGGUACAAGAAACACGGAGACUGCAUGGGAAGGAUUUGACUGCUCUCCUGGAACAGGAUCUCUUUCACCGCUCCCUCCUCGCCUGCUGUUUGGAGAUUGUGCUCUUUGCUUACAGCUCCCCUCGCACCUUCCCCUGGAUCAUUGAAGUUCUUGACCUCAAGCCAUUCUAUUUCUAUAAGGUUAUUGAAGUGCUGAUUCGGUCUGAGGAAGGACUUUCCAGAGACAUGGUGAAGCACCUCAAUAGCAUUGAGGAACAGAUCCUGGAGAAUCUGGCCUGGACUCGGCACUCAGCACUCUGGGAUGCACUUGAGGCCUCAGAAAACAAAGUCCCAACCUGUGAAGAAGUAAUAUUUCCCAGUAAUUUUGAAGCCAGCAAUGGAGGAAGUGGGUUUGGGCACUUGCCCAUGAUGCCAUUAUCUCCCAUAAUUCAUCCUCGAGUGAAAGAGGUUCGGACAGAUCUUGGUGGGAGUUUAAGACGAGACAUGCAGCCAUUGUCUCCAAUCUCCGUUCAUGAGCGCUACAGUUCUCCUACAGCUGGAAGUGCUAAGAGAAGGCUCUUUGGUGAUGACAGCCCCAAAGAAAUCCGGAUGGAAAAAAUCUUAAUAAAAGGAACUAAGCUGACAAUUGCUCCGACAUCAAGCAUUGGUGCUGAAAACAUGUCAGUGUCUCCUGCCCAGACAGUGCUGACCAUGACAACCACUACAGGACCAGGAAAAGUGGGACAGAAGGUCACUAUUCCACUGCAUGGUGUUGCAAAUGACAUGGGUGGAAUCACCUUGAUCCCCAUUUCAAUUAAUUUAGGCCAGCCAUGUAAACUGGAUGCUCAGGCUCCCUGCCACCCUCCUGGGGAUCAAGCACAAGAAGUGCAGCUGCCAGCAGCCAGCAAACCAAAGAGAACGGGCUCUUUGGCACUGUUCUACAGGAAGGUGUAUCAUCUGGCAAGUGUGCGCCUGCGUGAUCUGUGCUUAAAACUGGAUGUUUCCAAUGACUUGUGCAGGAAGAUAUGGACAUGUUUUGAAUUCACAUUGGUUCAUUGUGCCGAUCUUAUGAAAGACAGGCAUUUGGAUCAGCUCCUUCUCUGUGCUUUUUAUAUCAUGGCAAAGGUAACCAAAGAGGAAAGAACUUUUCAGGACAUAAUGAAAAGUUACAGAAAUCAGCCACAGGCAAACAGCCAUGUUUAUAGGAGUGUCUUGUUGAGAAGUACUUCUGAUGAUGUUCCAUUGGACAAAAAUGCAAACCCAGAUAUGGAGAUGACAGAAGCUGGCAGUUCCUUGGGACGAUCUGCAGCAGAGAACUCAAGUGAGUCAGAAACAGAAGAGAGAGGAGAUCUUAUUAAAUUUUACAACACAGUCUACGUAGGAAGAGUAAAGUCAUUUGCACUGAAGUACGGUAUCACAAACCAGGAUCAUGUGAUGGAGGCGCCUCCACUGUCGCCGUUCCCCAGCAUCCGGCAGCAGCCGCUGUCUCCGCGGCGCAUCUCCCAGCAGCACUCCGUGUACGUGUCGCCUCACAAGAAUGGCACCUGCCUCACACCUCGAACUGCUCUGCUCUACAAGUUCAAUGGCAGCCCUUCCAAGAGUUUGAAGGACAUCAACAAUAUGUUAAAACAAGAUGAACACAGGAGUAAGAAGCGAGCAAUAACAAUUGACAGUGACACUGAAUCCCCCACAAAGCGACUCUGCCAGGAAAAUGAUGAUGUUCUACUAAAACGUCUGCAGGAUGUUGUCAGUGAAAGAGCAAAUCACUAAAAUCUUCUGUUCUCUGUGGGAUCUCUAAGUUACGGAGCUGGAUAUUUAUUUCUUGGUUUUGUAUAUAGACAAUUGUCAAGUUCCUUCAACGCUGAACUUUCAUCUGACUUCCACAGGAUGCAAAAAGUAAGAGUUAUGUAGGAAAUGCCAGUGAUCUCAUGCCCAAAGACCACACUGUGCUAUAACUUACUCUGAGCUGUUUUAGCAAAAGAGUGUUCUGUGAAAGCCAUAUUGGAUGUUCUCAAACCUCAUAUGGAGCAUCAUGAGUUGUGAGUGUAACUCAGCUUGUAAUACCAGUUUUAUUAUUAGAAUAAGAGUUAUAAAGAAAUUAGUGAAAUCAGUGAAGUUACCUCAAGCUUUUGAUAUUUGGAGAAGAAAUUUGCAAAGUGCCUUAUUUGAAAAGAAUAUGGAAUUUUAAACAUUCUUUUACUGUGGAGUAACUAGAAGGAGAAUAAAUUAAUUAUUUAGCCUCAGGAAGAGCUGUUUUGAACUGUCAGAACUUCUGUUAAAGUGUAUGUUGUGACAUGUAUCUGACAACUUUUGCAGUAACAAAGGCAAUAAUCUAAAAAUACAAAUAGUGGUGACUUAAGUUGGACUCUGGUAAAGCACUGAGGUACAGUUCUGUGAGCCCUUUCUCUUGAGCCAGUGGUGCUCCACAUUGGAAGCCACAGAGCAGCCUGCCCUAGAUGCUGCUCAUACACAUGGCAGCUCAUCCAUAAGGAAAUACAGUUAGCUCAAAUCAACAGCUAGGGUUUGGUCAUCCCAAAGCUGUUCAAAUGCACAAAUUCAUUUAAUAAAUUGAAUCUCUUGUUUUUUCCUGAAGACCUUUAGCCUCUUGUGUAGUAUCUACACUGGAUGUAAGCCCAUCACAUAAGGAGAUAUGUAUGUGUGAGGUUUUAUAGAAGGCUUGGGUUCACUGGAAAAGCAUAAAUUCCAGCAUCCAAUUCUUGUGACUGAGUUUUUAAUGCUAAGGAUUUGGUAGGGCCUAUUUUACCAAAAUGGAGAAAAGUCAGGGUUUAUUCAUUACUGUAAAUUAGUAGUUUGAUCUUAUUUUAUAAUUGUAUUUAAGGUUAGAGCCAUAGAGAAACUUCUCAGCGCUGUAAUUUUCAGUUUCUGUGUAACUGAACUAAAAAAAAAAAACUAUUACCUAGGACUUAGUUGAGGGGCUCUGUUCCCUUUAUUGGCUGGGUGGAUUAGUAUGUGCUGUGAGAUCCACAGCUCCAGAGAACACUGCCAUGAUUUUGAGUAGCCUCAGCUAAGGAAUUUAGCCAGCAGUGAUGAAAGAGAAAUUGAUUACUAAGUGUAGGUCUGCAGGGACGCUACUCAGCAAGGAGUAGAAAGUUUACAAACUUGGCUUUGAGUCAUUAACUACUUGGAAUAUUUGAUUUUUUUGAACUUUUUUACUUAAAAAAAAAGGUGCUUGCCCAGGGAGAGCUGCAGUAUGAGGAAAUGGCCAUGCAGUGGAAUAGGUUUCAUGUAGCUAUUUAAUUUCCUUUAAUUUUAUUCAAGUUUUAAUGUUUGUGUUCCGAUUUUGAGAUAAAAAGUGGAGGAUUGCAGCCUUUCUGCAAUACGAUAGGAAAUUUAUGGUUAGGCAUGACAGCACCAGUCUUUCCAUGGUAUUGUAUGAUGAGAGUUUCGUUGACAUGGUUUUAAUUCAAUAUCAUGUGCAAAUCUCCUGAUGUCUCUGCUCCCCACACUGUCACUGCCUUCUCUGACAGUAGACAACUGAUGGAGCCAAAAUCCUUUUCAGCUUUUGUUAUGUGUAGUGUUUUUUUAAUUAGGAAAAUGAAUGUACUACAACUAGAUGCAGUUCAAAAUUCUUCACCUUUUUAGGUGAUCUAAAAACUAUUUUGUGCUAAAACAAUAGCUUACAUGGAAAUUUUGUAACGGUUUCAAAGUGCCUUCACAUGUAAAUCUGUAUUUUAUAAUAAAUAACUAAAAAGUA